AUGGAUCACUCGCUUGUGGGCCAGCGUCGGUCCUUUGAUGGCCAGCUGUGCACCAUCCGCUACGUGGGCAGUGUCCAAGGCACCGCUGGCGACUGGUUAGGCGUUGAAUGGGACGACGCAACUCGAGGAAAACAUGCGGGGGAACAUAAAGGAGUCCGUUAUUUCACUUGCAAAAGCAAAUACCCCACGGCGGGGUCUUUCGUCCGUCCCUCAAGGCCAUCAGAUCCGCCUAGAAGUUUUCUGGAGGGACUGCGUGAAAAAUACGCCUCUGAAUCUGAGCAGGACCUUUCACAAGAAGGCAACCCAAAUGGAGCUUCCUCUAAAAGGCUCAUUGAGAUUAGUGGCAAGGUUGUUGAAGAAGUCGGCUUCGACAAGAUCCGCAAACAGCUUGCGGAAUUGCAAGAACUGCGGAUUGUGCUACUAGAUGGCCUACUAAUUUCCGGGGUUCUAUCAUCUUAUGACCAACCGGAGGAUCAAGUUGAUCAGUUUGUCCAAAAUAUUGCAGCCACUUGCCCGCAAAUUACAGAGCUGGACCUCAGCCGCAGUUUGUUGACCAGCUGGCGUCACGUUUGGCAGAUUUGCAGCCAGCUUAAGAAGCUGAGAAAGUUGAAAGUGAACGGCAACCGAUUCCAUCCUUUGGAAGAUGGCUUUGUCUUCGAAGGGGUCACUGAGCUUCAUCUGGAAGAGACAUUAUUGAGUUGGGACGAGAUUGUAGAAGUUGCAUCACGAUUCCCAGCUCUGAAAUCCCUCACGGCUUCAGGCAACCAACUCUCUACGAUAUCUCGACCACUAUCUGGGAACAUCACCAAGCUCGUCCUGGAGAAUAAUGAUUUCACUUCUUUAUCAGAAAUCCGCAAUCUGGCGAAAUACUCGACCCUGGAACAUCUAUCACUACGAGGAAACAACGUCAGUACCAUCAAUUCUGAUAACGAUACCAUUGCAGACUUCCACUUCUCAAAAUCCCUGCACUCACUCGACCUAUCUCGCAACAACAUUCCCUCGUGGUCCUUCCUCAACAACCUCUCAAUCAUGUUUCCAGCUGUCGCAACCCUCCGCAUAUCUGGAAACCCUCUUUACGACCUUUCUCCGCUUCCGCCCGCCGUCGCAGCAGCAACCUCUACCAUGAGUGCCUCCAAACCAAUGACGGUCGACGAAGGCUUCAUGCUCACUCUAUCCCGCUUCCCACCUUCCCUCUGCGUUCUAAACUUUAGCGUUAUCUCGCCGCAAGACCGCUCGAAUGCAGAGAUGUAUUACCUUUCACUGAUCGGAAAGGAAUUAUCCGCUACGACCGCCGCAGAAGAAGAACCCGUCCUCGCCGCUCACCCACGCUACGCCGAGCUGUGCGAUCUAUACGGCGAGCCAACAAUCACAAGGGCCGUCAUUGGUGAUGCCUCAGGGGGAAGAGUGAUUCAUCCGAGAUCCGUUGCGGCGGGAUUAGUAAAAAUGGUAUUCCGUUUACAUAAAAAGCCAGGCAAAUCAGACCCGGAGACUCAAGUGAAAGAGAUCCCCUCAUCUCUUGAUUCAUACCAAGUGAAGGCGCUAGUAUCCCGGCUUUUUGGGCUUGAGCCAUACGGGUUCAAGCUUAUCUGGGAAACGGACGAAUUUGACCCUGUGGAGAAAACGACAGUAGACGAUGGUGUGGCGGACUGGAAUGAGGAUAGUGAUGGCGAGAUGCAUGUAUCUGAUAAGGCGUCUGCUUCGGCUGAUACGAGUCGGUUCAUGCGAAGAGAGGUGGAGUUGUCGGAAUCAACAAGGGAUAUUGGCUACCUGUUCCAAGGCGAAACGGGAGAGGUUAGAAUUAGAGUAGAAGUGCCACCUUCAUAG
Molecule: messenger RNA, 1824 nt
Organism: Penicillium manginii
Lineage: Eukaryota; Fungi; Ascomycota; Eurotiomycetes; Eurotiales; Aspergillaceae
Exons: 4
Coding region: 1-1824 (607 amino acids)
Molecular function (GO): protein binding
Source: RefSeq, a predicted model, not a curated record